Molecule: messenger RNA, 343 nt
Organism: Argiope bruennichi
Lineage: Eukaryota; Metazoa; Arthropoda; Arachnida; Araneae; Araneidae
Product: elastase-1-like
Exons: 2
Coding region: 35-343 (102 amino acids)
Biological process (GO): proteolysis
Molecular function (GO): serine-type endopeptidase activity
Source: RefSeq, a predicted model, not a curated record
ACAGGAGUAUAAAUGCUUUCAAUUAAAUAUCACCAUGAUCGUCUGUGCUGUGGGAACGCAUAAACAACAAACUCCUUGCAAAGGCGAUUCCGGAGGAGCGACUUUUGCCGGGUUUAAUAGGGCUUAUUAUGCAGUGGGUCUAACCACCCUUUCACACACAACUCCUUGCCAACCAUCGAAAUCGAUCGCCUACACCAGAGUGAGCGCCUACAUCAAUUGGAUCAAACAGUACGUGGAGGAGCUUCCCAAGCCUUAUAAGUAUUUCGUACAAGUUGAAGAGUUAGAAAUCGAUACAGAACCUUUCGAAGUGCCAGAGCCUCCGAAGAAUAAGGACUCACCUUGA